This is a messenger RNA of Physella acuta, 714 nucleotides long. Its product is annotated as thyrotroph embryonic factor. Gene Ontology annotation, molecular function: DNA-binding transcription factor activity, RNA polymerase II-specific; RNA polymerase II cis-regulatory region sequence-specific DNA binding. The record is from RefSeq and is a predicted model, not a curated record. Lineage: Eukaryota; Metazoa; Mollusca; Gastropoda; Physidae. Gene Ontology annotation, cellular component: nucleus. Gene Ontology annotation, biological process: regulation of transcription by RNA polymerase II.
GGUGUCGUACCGGCUGACACACGACCUAGCGACGCCACUGUAUCUAGAUCUAGAUCAGAAUAGUAGGCCUAGGCCUAGUGUGGUAAGCAAGGCUGUUCUGGAUAGUCAAGCCACCGUGAAACGCCACAGCGCGCGUCUGCUGUGGAACCAAUCGUGUGUCGUGCGACGAACACUCUUCAUUCUAGAUCUAUGCCUAGCAAGUCAAGAGAAAGAUCUACACACAUUAGUCUAGGAAUCUAUAAUCUAGCUAGAUCUAGAUUAGAUCUAGUUCUAUUGUUUGUUUUUUUGUUAAAUAGAUCUAGCUAGAUCUACCAAAAUAGUAUAUUUAAUUAUUUAAUAUUAGAAAUAGAGAUCUAGAUUUCUAGAUUUAGUAUUUAGAUCUAAGACCAAAGAUGACCUUACAACCUAAUUUUCUGGGAUCCAUAACCUUAAAGGCGCUUUUGGAAGACCCAGCUCUAAAGAACCCAGCUGUCAUUGAUUACUCAAGUGAACAAUUAAAAGUUAAAAAAGAAAAAGAUGGUGCUGAUAUUCCACAAUUCAAUUAUGGAUCAGCAUUUUUGGGACCCAAUUUAUGGGAUAGAUCUAUUACACAGUCAGAUUUUAACCUGGAAUACAUGGAUCUAGAUGAAUUUUUGUCUGAAAAUGGAAUUCCAGUUGCUAGCGACGAGACAGUUGAAAUUGAAAAGGAAAAACUAAAAGAUAGCAUUAUGCCAU